Alligator sinensis (Chinese alligator) is the source of this 2816-nucleotide messenger RNA. It is a transcript of the gene BMAL1, whose product is annotated as aryl hydrocarbon receptor nuclear translocator like. Gene Ontology annotation, molecular function: protein dimerization activity; DNA-binding transcription factor activity, RNA polymerase II-specific; RNA polymerase II cis-regulatory region sequence-specific DNA binding. Gene Ontology annotation, cellular component: nucleus; cytoplasm; transcription regulator complex. The record is from RefSeq and is a predicted model, not a curated record. Gene Ontology annotation, biological process: regulation of transcription by RNA polymerase II; circadian rhythm. The transcript is spliced from 20 exons. Bases 230 to 2272 code for a protein of 680 amino acids. Lineage: Eukaryota; Metazoa; Chordata; Crocodylia; Alligatoridae.
UGACAUUUCAGAUUUGAGGUAAAUCUACAGAUCAUGGCACUGAGGCUUGCCAAAUUUAGGCAGUUCCAGCUUUUGCAUUGUUGGACUCUUAACUGCCCACAGAACUUUGAAAAAAUGAGAAAUUUAUGUACAUAAACAAGAAGGUUUUUGAAAAAGUUUAACUGUUAGACCUUGGGGUAUGAAAGAAGAUCCUAGGUAACUGGCUGGUUCUGCCUCAGCAGCAGAUUGAAUGCAGGCCUCUGUUUCUAGAUUGCUUCCAGAAAACAAGUUUUCAGAGAAUCCAAUGGCUGACCAAAGGAUGGAUAUUUCUUCUACAAUUAGUGACUUUAUGUCACCUGGUCCCACUGACCUAAUCUCCAGUUCUCUUAGUACUUCAGGAAUGGAUUGCAACAGGAAAAGGAAAGGAAGCUCUACUGAUUAUCAACUUGAUGGCUUUUCUUUUGAAGAAGGUAUGGAUACAGAUAAAGAUGAUCAGCAUGGAAGCAACCUUGAAAUUGACAGAACAAUGCUAAUAUCAUUGUGUGCGACUGAAAGAGGAUUGGAGAAUUCACUGCCCACCCUCCAUGUUAGGUUGGAAUACACAGACCAACAAGGCAGGAUAAAAAAUGCAAGGGAAGCUCAUAGUCAAAUUGAAAAGAGACGUCGAGAUAAAAUGAACAGUUUUAUUGAUGAGUUGGCAUCUUUGGUACCAACUUGCAAUGCUAUGUCCCGAAAACUAGAUAAACUUACUGUACUAAGGAUGGCUGUUCAGCAUAUGAAAACAUUACGAGGUGCCACAAAUCCAUAUACAGAAGCAAACUACAAACCUGCUUUUCUAUCAGAUGAUGAAUUAAAACAUCUUAUUCUCAGGGCAGCAGACGGAUUUCUUUUUGUUGUGGGCUGUGACAGAGGGAAGAUAUUGUUUGUAUCAGAAUCUGUCUUCAAGAUCCUCAACUACAGUCAGAAUGAUUUGAUUGGUCAGAGUUUAUUUGACUACCUUCAUCCUAAAGAUAUUGCCAAAGUUAAAGAGCAGCUCUCUUCUUCUGAUGCUGCACCUCGAGAAAGGCUCAUAGAUGCAAAAACUGGACUUCCAGUUAAAACAGAUAUAACACCUGGGCCAUCGCGGCUAUGUUCUGGAGCAAGACGUUCCUUCUUUUGUAGAAUGAAGUGCAACAGGCCUUCAGUGAAAGUAGAAGACAAAGAUUUUCCCUCCACCUGUUCCAAGAAGAAAGCAGACCGUAAAAGCUUUUGCACUAUCCAUAGCACAGGAUAUUUAAAAAGCUGGCCACCAACAAAAAUGGGACUAGAUGAAGAUAAUGAGCCUGAUAACGAAGGUUGUAACUUAAGCUGUCUUGUUGCAAUUGGACGGUUGCAUCCUCAUGUAGUUCCACAACCAGUCAAUGGCGAGAUCAGGGUUAAACCUACAGAAUAUGUUUCUCGACAUGCAAUAGAUGGGAAAUUUGUUUUUGUAGAUCAGAGGGCGCCAGCCAUUCUGGCCUACUUGCCACAGGAACUUCUAGGCACUUCUUGUUAUGAAUAUUUUCAUCAAGAUGAUAUAGGACAUCUUGCGGAAUGUCAUAGACAAGUUUUACAGACAAGAGAAAAAAUUGCAACCAAUUGUUACAAGUUUAAAAUAAAAGAUGGCUCUUUUAUUACAUUGAGGAGUCGCUGGUUCAGUUUCAUGAACCCUUGGACCAAAGAAGUAGAAUAUAUUGUCUCAACAAAUACAGUUGUUUCCACCAACGUACUUGAUGGUGGGGAUGCAGCCUUUCCACAGCUUGCAGCUUCUCCACAUAGCAUGGACAGCGUACUCCAGGCUGGAGAAGGUGGCCCCAAAAGGACCCAUCCUACAGUUCCUGGUAUUCCAGGUGGAACAAGAGCUGGGGCAGGUAAAAUAGGAAGAAUGAUUGCUGAGGAAAUCAUGGAGAUUCACAGGAUAAGAGGAUCAUCACCUUCCAGCUGUGGUUCCAGUCCACUGAACAUAACGAGCACACCGCCCCCUGAUACUUCUUCUCCAGGAGGCAAAAAGAUUCUGAAUGGUGGAACUCCAGACAUUCCUUCGGUUGGUUUACUAUCUGGGCAGAUCCAAGACAAUUCUGGUUAUCCCUAUUCUGACAGUUCCUCCAUUCUUGGGGAGAACUCUCACAUAAGCAUAGAUAUGAUAGACAAUGACCAAGGAUCAAGCAGCCCCAGCAACGAUGAAGCAGCAAUGGCAGUUAUAAUGAGCCUUUUGGAAGCAGAUGCAGGUCUCGGUGGCCCUGUAGAUUUUAGCGAUUUACCAUGGCCCUUGUAAAUACCACACAUUGCUUCAACAGCUGAAUAUCAAAGUGCAUUUAUUGGUGGAGUUCUACCGUCUGUGAAACUUGUUGGAUUAUGAGAAGCUUUUAUGUCUGAAUUUCAUAAAAGCCAUAUCAGAACUCAUCCUACCUUGUGUAAUUUCAGACAAAGUGGAGAAACCCGCUACAGUGUUUUUGCAUCAUUGAUUUGGUUAGCUGUGUAUAGCUUGCAUUACUUGUAUAUUUUGGAUUUUUUUAAAAAAAAUCAUUGUGAGACUUGGCACUGGCAUCAUUGGUAGCUUUUAUAUGCAAAUGUUCAUUUCAGAUGUAUGGUGUGUUUUUACACUACAAAAAAGUCCCCAUGUGGAUAUUUCUUAUACUAAUUGUAUCAUAAAGCUGUUUAUUCUUUCUUGUAAGAAUCCUUUACUAUAAAUAUUGUUAAAGUGUAAUGUAUUAGACAGUUAAAUAUUUUUAAAAAUAAAUGUUUCCCUUGUUCUAAAAUGGAGCAUUUACUUUGAUAAAAUAAAUUUGAUAAAACCCUGCUUAAAAAAAAAUAUGCUA